Scophthalmus maximus (turbot) is the source of this 1565-nucleotide messenger RNA. RefSeq names its product proteasome 26S subunit, ATPase 2 (gene psmc2). Gene Ontology annotation, biological process: proteasome-mediated ubiquitin-dependent protein catabolic process. Gene Ontology annotation, molecular function: ATP hydrolysis activity; ATP binding; proteasome-activating activity. The record is from RefSeq and is a predicted model, not a curated record. NCBI's taxonomy places the organism in Eukaryota, Metazoa, Chordata, Actinopteri, Pleuronectiformes, Scophthalmidae. Gene Ontology annotation, cellular component: proteasome regulatory particle, base subcomplex. The transcript is spliced from 12 exons. Bases 151 to 1452 code for a protein of 433 amino acids.
UUAUCUUUUCAUUGUUGGUACAUCCUCAAUAAAAAUUCCGACAUGUACUUCCGGUGACGAGCUCGCAGCGGCGGAAAUCCAAAGCUGCUGUGUAAUAGUUCCGUUCGGCUGCUCAGUCUCUUUGUGACAAACACCCCGUUCAGAUUCAAUAUGCCGGAUUACCUGGGAGACGACCAGAGGAAGACAAAGGAGGAGGACAAGGAAGACGCGCCUAUCAGAGCUCUCGAUGAAGGCGACAUCGCGCUGCUCAAGACGUAUGGUCAAAGCACCUACUCGAGACAGAUCAAACAAGUGGAGGAUGACAUCCAGCAGCUGCUCAAGAAGAUCAACGAGCUGACAGGAAUUAAAGAGUCGGACACCGGCCUGGCCCCACCAGCGCUCUGGGACCUGGCUGCGGACAAGCAGACGCUGCAGAGUGAGCAGCCGCUGCAGGUGGCGAGAUGCACAAAGAUCAUCAAUGCCGACUCGGAGGACCCAAAAUACAUCAUCAAUGUCAAACAGUUCGCCAAGUUUGUGGUGGACUUGAGCGACCAGGUGGCUCCGACUGACAUUGAGGAGGGCAUGAGAGUCGGUGUCGACAGAAACAAGUAUCAGAUCCACAUCCCUCUGCCUCCCAAGAUUGACCCCACUGUCACCAUGAUGCAGGUGGAGGAGAAGCCUGAUGUGACGUACAGUGACGUCGGUGGAUGUAAGGAGCAGAUAGAGAAGCUGAGAGAAGUGGUGGAGACGCCGCUGCUGCAUCCUGAGAGGUUUGUCAAUCUGGGUAUUGAGCCUCCAAAGGGCGUGCUGCUCUUCGGGCCCCCCGGCACAGGAAAGACCCUGUGCGCCCGCGCUGUGGCCAACAGGACCGACGCCUGCUUCAUCAGAGUCAUCGGCUCCGAGCUGGUGCAGAAGUACGUGGGAGAGGGAGCCAGGAUGGUGCGUGAGCUGUUUGAGAUGGCCCGCACUAAGAAGGCCUGUCUGAUCUUCUUUGAUGAAAUCGAUGCCAUCGGAGGUGCCCGUUUUGACGACGGCGCCGGGGGGGACAACGAGGUCCAGAGGACCAUGCUGGAGCUCAUCAACCAACUGGAUGGCUUCGACCCUCGUGGCAACAUCAAAGUUCUGAUGGCCACCAACAGGCCGGACACUCUGGACCCGGCCCUGAUGAGACCCGGACGUCUGGACAGGAAGAUCGAGUUCAGCCUGCCGGACUUGGAGGGUCGCACACACAUCUUCAAGAUCCACGCUCGCUCCAUGAGUGUGGAGAGAGACAUUCGCUUUGAGCUGCUGGCUCGCCUCUGUCCCAACAGCACCGGUGCUGAGAUCCGCAGUGUUUGCACAGAGGCUGGCAUGUUCGCCAUCAGAGCCCGCAGGAAGAUCGCCACAGAGAAAGACUUCCUGGAGGCUGUGAACAAGGUCAUCAAGUCCUACGCCAAGUUCAGCGCCACCCCCAGAUACAUGACCUACAACUGAGUGUGUGUGUGUGCGACUGUUUCCACGUUUGCUUUUUACCAUCAAAGAAGCAAAACAAACUGCAUCAAAAUAUUGUCCUUUUCUUGUCACUAAAAAAUAAAGUUUAUUCCAGA